AAGGAGAUGAGAGCACUGAAGCUCUCCUGCUCUCUCACUCCUCUCCAGCACGAACACUGGAAGACAGACACGCCUGUGCUCCGCUCCAUAGGAGAGGAUUAACGGUACAGAGCACUAUGGGAGCAUCUCGCCUGUGAUCUGCCUGUCUGCUGGCUUCCCAGAGAAAUCAGCCAUCGCGUGUGCAGACGGCUCGAACUCUGACUCCCUGGGAAACGGCUCCUGUGCAUGUGGAACACUUGACCUCUGACUCCUUGCAUGUGAGGACACCUCUUGCUUCAUAUUUGCGGAGUUUCUGGCUCUGCGGAUGAGGACACCCUGACCACUAUUGCCGUGGACCAUGCUGGCUAAAGCCUAGCCCAGACGCUGUUCCUCAGUCACCUUCGGCAUGAUUUUCUCCAGCACGAUCGUCCUUGGGGCUACCCUGGGCACUUCUGCCGGGGCACUCACCCUCUGCGUGCUUUCCCUGCUCUGCAAGCACUACAAGAAGUGUCACCUGGAAGGGCCGCAGGAGGAUGACCCAGAGAAGGUCAAGCCCAGCGUGAAGCACUCUGCUGAGCAGUUUAGUAUUGAGAAAUCGACAGAACCCAUCCAGCCUGAGACUCUCCUGAAAUUUCCCAAGACCUACAAACCAAAGCCAUCGGUGACCUCUCCCAAGGUCAUCGGCCUUCCCUCUUAUGCCUUAGAGACAACGGACGAGCCCUCGCCAGAUAAAGCUGCCAGUCUUCAGCCGGAACAUGGUAUCCUAGCAACUGAGGGAACGGUGGAGGUCCCCGUCAUCCCUAGGCAAAGUUGCACCAAUGACAACAUUGUCGCAGCCGAACCAAAGAAGAGUAUGACAGCAAGCAGCUCCAUCAUCCAUCCGAAGCUGCAUUUCUCCCUCAGAUAUCACAGCCAGAAGAAGGAGCUGCACGUCAUUGUGAUAGAAGCGGAGCACGUGACUGCGGAGGCUGGCUGCGAGGGCUACGUGUCAGGUCUGCUGACCACCACCAGGACCCGAAAGGAGGCCCAGACCUCCAUGCGUCGCCUGGCAACCACCAUGCGUUGGCAGGAGGGUCUGAUGUUCCCCCUGCCGGAGGGCAGCCAGGGAGAGGGCGAGGUGGCCUUGUCCCUCCACAGCUGGGACCGCUUCUCCCACCAUGUCAUCCUGGGCACCAUGCGCUUCAAGCUGGCAGACAUAAGCAUGAUGUGCAACGCCGACUGCUGGGUCGACCUACAGCCUCCCAAGCAGGACAUGAGUGCAUCUGCUGGGGAGAUCCUGCUGUCCAUCAGUUACCUGCCGGCAGCCAACCGCUUGGGUGUGGUGGUCAUGAAGGCUCGCGGGCUGCAGAACCUUCGGCUGAAGGACUCCAUUGACCUCUCCGUGAAGCUGGCGCUGAGGCACCAGGCCACGAAGCUGAAAAAGAAGCAGACGCGGCACGUGAAGCACAAGAUGAACCCAGUGUGGAACGAGAUGAUGAUGCUGGAGGUGCCCCGCGAGCUGCUGGCCAAGUCCAGCCUGGAGCUGGAGGUGCUGAACCUGGGCGGCGACGGCAAGCUGGACCUUCUGGGAAAGUGCCAGCUGGGCCUGCAGUCCUCGGGGGUGGGGCUGCAGCACUGGCAGCAGAUGCUGGAUAACCCACGCAAGCAGAUCGCGAUGUGGCACCCCCUCAGCAUAUGAGCGACGGACACCUGCUUUAAAGGGCCAGCGCAGUGUAGCAGGUCCCACUGGCUAGUCAAAAGCAACACCAGAAUCACCAGGAUUGUAAAAUUAAUCACUGUCUUUCAGACCCCUAAAUCAAACACAAUAAUUCCGUAGAAUUGUGAGUCCCAAACCCCAAAUGACACCCACUGGCUAGUCAAACGUAUCACCAGAGUCACCGGAGUUGAAAAAUGUAAAAUCACUAUCUCCCGCACCCUUGAAUCAAACAAGAUGAUGCUAUGCACCAAAUGUCAGUCCCGAACCCUGAAUGACACCCACAGAAAAGCGUAUUUUAGUUACACUCAUCCUGACGGGGCAGGAGACAAUGUGCAGUGAGUGGAGUGAGCUGAUCUUAUCUAACGUGUAUGACGCGUGGAGAAUGACACAGGCGAGAGUCAUGCCGUCCCCAAAGCUCACAGAAGAUCGCUAUAACCAGGACUGUCAUUUCCUUCUUGACGUAUUUCCUCUAUAAAUGAGUCCUUCAUUACCGAGUUCAUGGAUAAUUAUCGAACUGCAGAAUUGAAGUAGACAUUAGAUCAAUAACAAUAUUGCAGAUGUGUGUAACGGUAAUUAAAUGUUGACACAGAUACAAAAACUUGCUCGUUUAAAUGUAGGAUUGUUCGAUUCCUGCCCUGGGUUUGUAUGUUCUCUGAGUAUUUGUCUGGGUGUCUUUGAAGUACUCCUGUUUUUUCCUGUGAUGCAGGUGUGUGGUAGUUGAAUUGGUGUCUCUAAAUUGCCCUUAGUGUGUGGUUGUAUACAUUUCCGUGUGUGUGCUCUGAUGGACUGGUAUUCCGCCCAUGGUGUCCUCUGCCCUAUGCUUCCUGGUAGAAUCCGGAUAGAAAGAUGGUGCUCUACACAUAUAUAUCCAGGAAAAAAUAAAAACAUGUUAGUGGAAGGGUGGGAUGGUAGGGGAAAAGAAUGGCGAAAGUUCAUCAGUACCACUCUACAAUUAUAAUGGACAAAUUAAUAAUUUAAGAUAUUCAGUAUAACAGUGCAAUACUAUUUUAAUCUGUCAUUAAUGGAAACACAUCUUACAGUUCUGCAUAUAUUUCAUUGUUCACACAUAUAAGCAAGGAGCACCGAUACUUUAUAACCAUUCCCUAAUAAAGCAAUUUGUCAUACACUUGUGCCGAUGAUCAAAUAUAGUGCUACUAUUCACUCACACUAAUAAUUCUGUUGUUUGAGUAAGGUAACAGGAGCUGGAUCCAUAGAGAAAGUGGUUCUGGAAGCUCAUUUGUCCUUUAAUAAUACUGUAUGUUCUCCACCAAUACGCAGACAGCAACCAAAAGAUGUCCUCCCAUUCAGUUUUUGCUGAAGAAACAUAUAUUCACCUCACGGGUGUAGGUUUGGUUUCAACGUCGUUAGGGACCAAAUACGCCGCAAAGCCCCCAUCCCCCUAAAUACACACAGCACUCCCAUAAUGUUGGUAAUAACACAUCUCUACCAUCCUUAUCCAAAUCUGUUCCCUUCGUUGACCUGUUUCAUUGUCAGAAAUCCACUUCCCCUCCAAAGUACCCUUUCAUGAUUUUUUUUUACUGUUUCUAGUGUGUUUCCCAUUCACUGUGGAAAUGCCUUACAAGUCAGGUAGGCCUAUUAUCAUCGGUGGAUUGGUGCAGUACCUGACCAUAUCAGAUAGGACGUCAUUAAUGUUGACAUAGACCAAUAAAGAACUGAAAAAAGGUAACAUGCAUGCAAUAAAAAAAAGUUACACCUUGUUUUUUAACAGUGAGGAAUUGUCAAUGAAGAAAUACAGGUAACAGCAAUAGGUGUGUUUACAUUGCCUUCUUGGUAGGUGCCUGCACUCCAGUGAGAGAUGAGUUUUACCUGUUUUACACUUAUUACACAAAUUUCAGGUACAUGAGAGGCAGCUCUUGCAAAAAGUACAUCUUUAGAACUGCCUGUAAUAAGUUCUUAUUCAAUAAGAAUCAACCUUCUCAACACUCAAGAAGACGUUUCAAUAAAAUGAGAAGUAAAAUGCCUUCCAUUCAUAUAGUUACUGAAUGUACUGAAAUGAUUGUGAAAACAGUGAAGUGAUGUCACAAUACAACUGCCUGCCAAUGGUAUCUAAAGAUAUCCCUGCAUUCAAUGUGAAUUCAUUUUAUGCUAAUUUCAACCUAUUCUAGAGAUUCGAGUGAUGAAUAACAGUGAGUAAUACUUCCCAGAGGAAGGACAUACAGGAGACACAACAAUCAAAAAAUAGUAAAAAUCAAAUUAAAUGUCUGUGAUUUUUCCUGCAUCUCCAAUAAUCGAUAUCUGAAUGGUAUUGGGUUCUGUUGUGAAUUUACCAUGUAAUAAAUGUACAUAUUGAAAAAUGA
This is a messenger RNA of Brienomyrus brachyistius, 3993 nucleotides long. RefSeq names its product synaptotagmin-13-like. Gene Ontology annotation, molecular function: phosphatidylserine binding; calcium ion binding; clathrin binding. Gene Ontology annotation, cellular component: membrane. The transcript has 6 exons. NCBI's taxonomy places the organism in Eukaryota, Metazoa, Chordata, Actinopteri, Osteoglossiformes, Mormyridae. Gene Ontology annotation, biological process: regulation of dopamine secretion; cellular response to calcium ion; regulation of calcium ion-dependent exocytosis. Bases 386 to 1657 code for a protein of 423 amino acids. The record is from RefSeq and is a predicted model, not a curated record.